Messenger RNA from Lobosporangium transversale, 1625 nucleotides. RefSeq names its product squalene epoxidase-domain-containing protein. Gene Ontology annotation, molecular function: flavin adenine dinucleotide binding; squalene monooxygenase activity. Lineage: Eukaryota; Fungi; Mortierellomycota; Mortierellomycetes; Mortierellales; Mortierellaceae. The record is from RefSeq and is a predicted model, not a curated record. Gene Ontology annotation, biological process: ergosterol biosynthetic process. Bases 72 to 1508 code for a protein of 478 amino acids. The transcript has 6 exons. Gene Ontology annotation, cellular component: endoplasmic reticulum; membrane.
UUUCAGCUCUGUUAUUUCUGUUAUAUCAUCCUUCCUUAUUCUUUUCUCUUUCUGUUUCAUAUUAAUUACACAUGCCUGGAAACGCUUUAGCUCCCUCGCUGGCAAGUGUGCCUGAAAAUGGAUCCAAGUUCGAUAUCAUUGUUGUCGGUGCAGGAGUACUAGGAUCUGCGUUUGCAACUACUUUUGCAAAACAGAAUAAGCAGAUUCUCUUAAUCGAAAGAGACCUGAGCGAACCAGAUCGUAUUGUUGGAGAACUAUUGCAACCUGGUGGAUACAAAGCAUUGAAGGAAUUAGGCCUGGCUGAUUGUUUGGAGGGCAUUGAUGCCAUUCCCACAUAUGGAUAUGGAGUCAUUCGUGGAUCAGAACAUGUACACAUCCCCUAUCUCAUCGAUCCCGAGACCGGAAAGCAGGACCAAGGAAGAUCCUUCCAUCACGGUCGAUUUAUUCAGAAGCUGCGAAUAGCUGCGUCGCAGACACCAAAUGUUACUAUCGUGGAGGCAACUGCGAACGAGAUGAUUUACGAUGAUGAUGGUGUUCGUGUCCUUGGAGUAACAUGCACACCCAAGAAGGAUGCUUCCGUAGAAUCGACAACGCCAACAGUUACUGCACAGUACUUUGCGUCAUUGACAGUAAUUGCCGAUGGAUGCUUCUCAAAAUUCCGCAAGCAGUUCAUCCAGAAACCUGUCUCCACCACCUCACACUUUGUUGGCUUUGUUAUGAAGGAUGUCCAACUUCCAUUCCCAAACCAUGGCCAUGUUCUUCUUGCGUCCCCUUCACCUAUCCUUAUGUAUCAGAUCUCAGCCAGGGACACCCGCAUCUUGGUGGACAUUCCUGGGAAGCUACCCUCUGCUAGCUCGGGCGCAUUACGCUCAUACCUCGAGACGGUAGUCAGGCCACAACUUCCCGAAAGUGUACAGAAAGCAUUCAUGACAGCAUUAGAGACCGAACGAUUGAGAUCGAUGCCAAACAGUUUCUUACCACCAUCGACUAGCUCAGAGUUGGGAGUCAUUCUUUUGGGAGAUGCUAUGAACAUGCGUCAUCCGCUUACGGGAGGUGGUAUGACUGUGGCGUUGAAUGAUGUGGUGUAUUUAAGAGAUAUGCUCAGGGGAGAUGUGACAAAGGAUCAAGAAGAGACCAUGGUCCAAAUGGAAUUAUUUUUCUGGAAGAGGAAAGAGCUCAGUGGUGUGAUCAACGUCCUCGCUCAGGCCUUGUAUGCACUCUUUUCUGGUGCAGAUGAGAACCUGAUUGUUCUUCGUGAUGGAUGCUUCAGUUACUUCAAGAUGGGAGGCGAAUGCAUUGCAGGCCCAGUUGGGUUGUUGUCGGGUAUCACACGUCGUCGUAUGGUAUUGGUAUAUCACUUUUAUGCCGUAGCACUUCACUCGAUCUGGCUGAUGUUCCACAAAGCCACCUGGGCAGAGGUUCCAGCUACGUUCUUUAGAGCAUUUAGUGUGAUGUGGACUGCCUGUGUGGUAUUGUUGCCAGUGAUGUGGAGCGAAUGCAAAGCAUAGAAACGGUUUAGAACUUUUGAAGGUUGUUGAUGGUGGCUGUGGCUGUGGCUGUGGCUGUGGUUGUGGUCAUGGCUAUGGACGUUAUUUUUUCUUUUACUCUUAUCAUAUUUACACCUG